AUGGCGCCGCCAUCAGUAACAAACUUCCCCGCUGAGGUGGUUCCUCAGGCCCCCGAGGAUCCCCUCUUUGGGCUGAUGAGGGCGUACCGGGCCGAUCCAAGCCCGGACAAAGUCGAUUUGGGAAUCGGUGCGUACCGUGACGAUAACGCGAAGCCCUGGGUUCUGCCAGUGGUCAAAAAGGCGGACGAGAUUCUGCGCAACGACCCCGAAGCGAACCAUGAAUACCUUCCCAUUACGGGCCUCGCCGCACUUACCGGAAAAGCUGCCGAACUGCUGCUUGGAAAAUCGGCUCCCGCCAUCGCCGAGAAGCGCGUCUCCUCGGUACAAACCAUCUCUGGCACCGGCGCCGUACACCUGGGCGCGCUUUUCCUGGCCAAGUUCUACAAGAUCCAGGGCACCAACCGGACCGUCUACCUCAGCAACCCGACCUGGGCGAACCACCACCAGAUCUUCACAAAUGUCGGCCUGCCGAUCGCCACGUACCCGUAUUUCAGCAAGGAGACCAAGGGGCUGGAUUUCGAGGGGAUGAAGGCGGCGCUCAGGGAGGCGGCGGAUGGCAGCAUCAUCCUCCUGCACGCUUGCGCGCACAACCCGACCGGCGUGGACCCCACCCCGGAGCAGUGGCGCGACAUUGCCUUGCUGAUGAAAGAGAAGAAGCAUUUCCCCUUCUUUGAUACCGCCUACCAGGGCUUCGCCUCGGGCGACCUUGACCGGGAUGCCGGCGCCAUCCGGCUGUUCGUCGAAGAGGGCUUCGAGCUGGUGAUCGCGCAGUCAUUCGCCAAGAACUUCGGCCUCUACGGCGAGCGGGCCGGUUGCUUCCACUACGUGGCGAGCCCCUCCUCUGAUGCGGCUGAGAUCACGACCCGCGUCGCCUCGCAGCUCGCCAUUCUCCAGCGCUCCGAGAUCAGCAACCCGCCCAUCUACGGCGCCCGCAUUGCGUCCAUCGUCCUGAACGACUCGACAUUGUUUGCCGAGUGGCAGGACAAUCUCCGUACCAUGUCCGGUCGCAUCAUCUCCAUGCGCACGGCCUUGCGGGACAAGCUCGAGAAGCUGGGGACGCCCGGGAAAUGGAACCAUAUCACGGACCAGAUCGGCAUGUUCAGCUUCACGGGGCUAACCGAGGCCCAGGUCCUCAAGUUGCGGCAAAAUUACCACAUCUACAUGACCAAGAAUGGGCGGAUUAGCAUGGCGGGCUUGAACUCGAAGAAUGUGGACUAUGUUGCGAACGCAAUAGAUAAGGUCGUACGGGAGGUGCAGUAG
Chaetomium strumarium is the source of this 1260-nucleotide messenger RNA. RefSeq names its product pyridoxal phosphate-dependent transferase. The transcript has 3 exons. Gene Ontology annotation, molecular function: pyridoxal phosphate binding; L-aspartate:2-oxoglutarate transaminase activity. Gene Ontology annotation, cellular component: cytosol. Gene Ontology annotation, biological process: L-aspartate biosynthetic process. The record is from RefSeq and is a predicted model, not a curated record. The coding region runs from base 1 to 1260 and encodes 419 amino acids. Lineage: Eukaryota; Fungi; Ascomycota; Sordariomycetes; Sordariales; Chaetomiaceae.